Messenger RNA from Anoplophora glabripennis (Asian longhorned beetle), 1166 nucleotides. Its product is annotated as aldose 1-epimerase-like. Lineage: Eukaryota; Metazoa; Arthropoda; Insecta; Coleoptera; Cerambycidae. Gene Ontology annotation, molecular function: carbohydrate binding; aldose 1-epimerase activity. The coding region runs from base 20 to 1117 and encodes 365 amino acids. Gene Ontology annotation, biological process: glucose metabolic process; beta-D-galactose catabolic process via UDP-galactose, Leloir pathway. The transcript has 3 exons. The record is from RefSeq and is a predicted model, not a curated record.
GCUUCAGUAAGUGGUGAAAAUGACUUGUGCUAGUAAAAAGUCUGUCGGAGCUGUUCUACUGGAAUUGGAGGAUUUUGGGCAAAUCACCGAUAGCAGCGGAAAUGAAGUGACUAUAAAACGCUUUACUUGGACUAAUUCGAACAAAGUAAGUGUCCAGCUUAUUACCUAUGGAGGGUACAUAACAUCUGUCAAAGUACCUGACAGCAAGGGCAACGUAGACGACGUCGUCAUAGGAUUUGACACUUUGGAAGGUUAUUUGAGUACCAAAAAUACUUAUUUUGGAGCCACCAUUGGGCGAUGUGCCAACAGAAUCAAGAAAGGUCUCAUGACAAUCGAAGGGGUGACUUACCAACUGGCAACCAAUGACGGACUGAACCAUCUUCAUGGAGGAAUCAAGGGAUUUGACAAAGUGAUCUGGGACUACUACGUGGCAGGUAACAAGGUGGUUUUGAGUUAUCAUGGGGCUGAUUUGGAGGAAGGGUACCCUGGCGAUGUCGUGGUGAACGUGACGUUUGAACUGACAGGCAACAACGAACUUGUAAUCGACUACAAAGCCAGCACUAGUAAGCCAACGGUGGUGAACCUGACGAACCACUCAUAUUUCAACUUAGCUGGGCAUGACAAAGGUGCUACCGAGCUCUACAAACAUGUCGUUUCUAUAAACGCAGACAAAAUAACCGAGGUUGAGAGUGAUGGCAUUCCAACAGGUAACCUUCCUACCGUUUCUGGAACAGUCUUUGACCUGCGGAUCCCAACCGUCUUAGGAGACGUUAUCCAGAAGGUACCAAAUUCUCCAGGUUACGACCACAACUUCUGCGUUACUAAAGGCACAGAGGAAGGAAAUACAUUUGUAGCAAAAUUUACUCACCCUGAUAGCGGUAGAACCCUAGAAGUUUACAGUAACCAGCCGGGUGCUCAAUUUUACACCGGCAACUUUUUGCCUGAGGAUGAUUCAUUGGUAGGAAAAGGAGGGAGUAUCUACAGGAAACAUGGGACUUUUUGUUUAGAAACCCAGAUUUAUCCGGAUGCUAUUAAUAAUCCUCAAUUUGGAAAGUCUGUGUUAUACCCGGGUGAAGAGUACCAUCACUCUGCAACUUUCAAAUUUUUGGUUUCAUGAAGGUUUAUGUUUGUUUCAUAUUUUUAAUAUAGCUUUGAAAUAUUUCUGA